UUUUAGCCGAGUGCGCGCGGAAGACUUGAAGGAGAUCACUAUCGUUUUUUAAUCCUUCAAACAAGUUGAAUAUUAGAUACAGUAAAUCUAGAUGCCCGAAAUCUGAGCAUCAUCACCUCUAUAAAUCAGUCUUUCUCUGUAGUUCAUCUUGCAUAACAGAGUUCAAACCAGAAGAACAAACUCAAACCCUCCGAAAUGUCGGAAAUAACCCCCAUUGUCCUUUUAAUUCACUUCCUCACCCUCAUCCAUUUCCUUCAUGCAAACUCCCAAUUUCAUGAUCAAGAGCAAGCCGUUCUACUAAGACUGAAACAACACUGGCAAAAUCCAUUGUCUCUUGAGCAAUGGACCCCAUCAAACUCCUCUCAUUGCACUUGGCCUGGAGUAGUCUGCACCGAUAACUACAUCACUCAACUCAUCCUUGAUAACAAGAACAUCUCUGGAACUAUCCCACCCUUUCUUUCAGACCUUAAGAACCUCACAUUUCUCAACUUUUCUAAUAACAAUAUUAUUGGAAAGUUCCCUGUGGCUGUACAUAACUUGUCCAAGUUGGAGAUCUUAGACCUCUCUCAGAACUAUAUUGUUGGCACAAUUCCUGAUGAUAUUGACUGCUUGGCUCGCCUCUCAUACCUUAACCUUUAUGCAAAUAACUUCUCUGGUAAUAUUCCAGCAGCCAUCGGACUGUUACCAGAGCUAAGAACUCUCCGGCUUUAUGACAAUCAGUUUAACGGCACUUUCCCUCCAGAAAUAGGCAACUUGUCUAAGCUUGAAGAGUUAUCUAUGGCUCACAAUGGCUUUUCUCCAUCAAGGUUGCAUUCCAGUUUCACCCAGCUGAAGAAACUGAAGAUGUUGUGGAUUUCCGGAGCGAAUUUGAUUGGCGAGAUUCCAAAAAUGAUUGGAGAAAUGGUGGCAUUGGAGCACUUGGAUUUAUCCUCUAAUAAACUAACUGGGAAUAUUCCUGGCAGUUUGUUCAUGUUGAUGAAUUUGAGAGUGCUAUGGCUUUACAAGAACAAAUUAUCUGGGGAAAUUCCUCGGGUUGUUGAAGCUUUGAAUUUGACUUCCGUCGAUCUUUCGGUGAACAAUCUGACUGGUACAAUACCUUUUGAUUUUGGGAAGCUUGACAAAUUAUCAGGUUUGAGUUUGUUCUCCAAUCAGUUAUCUGGUGAGAUCCCAGAAAGCAUUGGUCGUCUUCCGGCAUUGAAAGAUUUUAAGUUGUUUAGCAACAAUUUAUCAGGGUCAAUCCCUCCAGAUCUUGGGCGAUACUCAGCCCUUGAACGCUUCGAGGUUUGUUCCAAUAGGCUUACAGGGAAACUGCCUGAAUAUCUAUGCCAUGGAGGUACCUUAAGAGGCGUGGUAGCUUUUGAUAAUAAGCUCGGUGGAGAGUUGCCAAAAUCACUUGAGAAUUGCAGUAGUUUGCUAGUUGUAAGAAUGUCAAAUAACGCAUUUUUUGGCAAUAUUCCUGUUGGUUUAUGGACAGCUUUAUAUUUGCAACAACUGAUGAUAAGUGACAAUUUGUUCACUGGAGAGCUUCCUAAUGAAGUGUCAACUAGUCUUUCACGGCUCGAGAUAAGUAACAACAAGUUCUCUGGGAGUAUUUCCAUUGAAGGGAGUUCUUGGAGGAAUCUGGUAGUCUUCAAUGCGAGCAAUAACCAAUUUACUGGCACUAUCCCUCUUGAAUUAACCGCUCUUCCUAAUCUCACGGUUCUUUUACUUGAUAAGAACCAACUCACAGGAGCCCUUCCACCCAACAUCUUCUCCUUGAAGUCACUAAAUAUUCUUAACCUAAGUCAAAAUCAACUUUCUGGACAGAUUCCUGAAAAGUUUGGUUUCCUAACCGACCUUGCCAAACUGGACUUAUCAGAUAAUCAAUUUUCUGGUAAAAUUCCACCACAACUUGGUUCUCUGAAUCUUGUUUUUCUCAAUCUCUCUUCCAAUAAUCUCAUGGGGAAAAUCCCCACUGAGUAUGAAGAUGUUGCUUAUGCCACUAGUUUCUUGAACAAUCCUGGUCUUUGUACAAGAAGGUCAUCCCUAUACCUUAAGGUUUGCAAUUCCAGACCUCAUAAAUCAAGCAAAACUUCAACCCAAUUCCUAGCCUUGAUAUUAAGUACUUUGUUUGCAGCCUUCCUGUUAGCGUUGUUAUUUGCAUUCAUCAUGAUCAGAGUUCACAGGAAGAGAAACCAUAGAUUGGAUUCAGAAUGGAAAUUCAUCAACUUCCAUAAGUUGAAUUUUACUGAAUCAAACAUAGUUUCAGGAUUGAAAGAAAGCAACCUGAUAGGAAGUGGUGGAUCAGGAAAAGUAUAUCGUGUUGCUGCAAAUGGAUUUGGUGAUGUAGCUGUGAAAAGAAUAUCGAAUAACAGAAAUUCAGACCAGAAACUUGAGAAGGAGUUCCUUGCGGAAAUUGAGAUACUGGGUACCAUAAGGCAUUUGAAUAUAGUGAAGUUGCUUUGUUGUAUUUCCAAUGAUAACUCGAAACUUCUUGUUUACGAGUAUAUGGAGAAGAGUAGUCUUGAUCAAUGGGUGCAUUCAGAGAGAAAGGCAAAAAGUGCAUCGGCUUCAGUGAAUCAUGUUGCUUUGGACUGGUCCAAGAGGCUGCAGAUUGCAGUCGGAGCUGCCCAGGGUCUGUGCUACAUGCACCAUGACUGCUCUCCUCCCAUAGUACACCGAGAUGUCAAGUCAAGCAAUAUAUUGUUAGAUUCUGAGUUCAACGCAAAAAUCGCUGAUUUUGGUUUAGCAAGGAUGCUUGUUAAGCAGGGAGAACUUGCUACUGUGUCUGCUGUGGCUGGUUCUUUGGGUUACAUAGCUCCAGAGUACGCUCAAACAGUUAGAGUGAAUGAGAAGAUUGAUGUUUAUAGCUUUGGAGUUGUCCUUCUUGAACUAACGACAGGGAAAGCAGCUAAUUAUGGUGACGAGGAUACGUGCCUUGCCAAAUGGGCAUGGCGUCACAUGCAAGAAGGGAAACCUAUAGUCGAUGUGUUAGAUGAGGAGGUAAAGGAGCCUUGUUACGUGGAUGAGAUGAGAGAUGUUUUCAAACUAGGGGUGUUUUGUACCAGCAUGUUGCCUUCUGAAAGGCCUAACAUGAAGGAGGUUGUGCAGAUCUUACUUGGCAGGAACCGUCGAUGGGUCUGUGGAAGGAAGAAUAUGAGACAUGCAUGAGUACGCUUCCACUCCUUUGCUCAACUCCUCGAAAAGCCAGAGGUUGUCGGAGAGUGAUGGCAUCCAAUAAUAAAGACUUAUUAGAAUAAUAAUAUCCACCUCUGGAGUUCAGAUUGUAAAAUAUCAUCAGUCGUUAUGCAUAAUAAUAUAAUGAACUAGUCUACAAUGGUGGAACCUUCUAAAUCUCUGGAGGAGGGAAUCCGCACCUAUAACGUUGUGGCUUUGUAUGUAUGAUUUUUAUUUGAUUUGAUAAUGAUUAGCAUAGCAUUAGGUGUC
Molecule: messenger RNA, 3426 nt
Organism: Populus nigra (black poplar)
Lineage: Eukaryota; Viridiplantae; Streptophyta; Magnoliopsida; Malpighiales; Salicaceae
Product: receptor-like protein kinase 5
Exons: 2
Coding region: 196-3150 (984 amino acids)
Biological process (GO): protein phosphorylation
Molecular function (GO): protein binding; protein kinase activity; ATP binding
Source: RefSeq, a predicted model, not a curated record